Molecule: messenger RNA, 2884 nt
Organism: Ipomoea nil (Japanese morning glory)
Lineage: Eukaryota; Viridiplantae; Streptophyta; Magnoliopsida; Solanales; Convolvulaceae
Exons: 5
Coding region: 898-2598 (566 amino acids)
Source: RefSeq, a predicted model, not a curated record
AUUUUAGUAUCUCUCUCCCAGCCUCUAAUUUUUCUCUCCUCCUCUCUCCUGCACGUAUAUAUACACACCCACACACACACUGACUCUAUAUCUACAAAACUCCUCCUUCAACACGGCGCAAUCGAAACGGGCGUGCUUUGCUCUCCUGCCUUCUCUCCUCCUCUAUAUACGAAACUCACAGCGAUUGGACUUUUGCCAUCACACACGAACACACGAACACACACACACAAACACUCCUGGAAUUCCCAAACUCUCUGAAUUUCUUGAAUUUCCGUCUCCCGGAGGAUUGCGCUCCGACCCCGCCGUUGAAUCGUUCGUAAUUCCUGGUAACGAGAAUCAAAACGACUAGGUUUGGCGAUACCAAGGUCUGGGUUCGAUUCGGAUUGUAAUUUUAUUGAAUAGAAAUAGAUUGGCUAUACGAUUGUUCUUGAUUAUUCAUUCUGGAAGGCCGGGGUUAUUUUUGCGGGGUAUUGCUUAUCUGGGCAUCAAACAUUAGUCUACUUUUUGAUGGUUAUUAGUUCUAGGGUUUUAACUAUUUCUGUUUUUUUAAAUCAAAUCGGUGGUUGGAUACUUUGUUUUUCUUUCUAUUGAGAAUUGGCCUAUUGCUGUGUUGGUAUGCUGGCGUGUUUUACAAAUUUUAUUGGGGACUGAAAGGACUAUAGAAGCGAGUGAGGAGUUUAUUUGUUCCACAUCAUGGAAGAAAUCAUUGUCUAUUGAACUCGGGAUAUAUAAUGCAAGGAGAGGAAUAGCCUUAUAGCCUUGGUGACAGUGUAAAGAACUUGGAUUAAUAUUGCCAAGACACCAAUAUAUUGGUGGCUAGUCUUAAGUGUUAAUUUGGUGUUAACACGUCGAGGUCAAUUUGCUUUUGUAUGGAAGCAAUUACUUUUGGUGCUUGUCAUGGAAAGAAAUGAGCCUAAAUUAGCACCGGAGUGGUUGAGAAGUGUUGGAAAUAAAUCGGCUUGCAGUUCUGCUUCCUCAUUGCAAUUAGGUGUUUCUGAAGCAUCAAAAUUUACGAGAGGUAAGUCAUCAUCAGUAAAUGGUACUGGUUAUGAUGUAGGGAGGCCGGUUUCUGCUGAUCAUGCUGCCAUAUCUCAUUUGCAACGGAGCUCCAACAGGAGCAGCUCUGUAAACCAGCGGUCUUACAGUAAUUUUGGAAGGAACCGUCAUUAUAGUAGGGACAGGUAUAAGGAUAAAUAUGAGAAUUCUGUGCAGCCGCCUGAUACAUCAAGGAAAAAUUCUGGGAGUAGGACUCAGAAGGAUGGGUUUAGGCCUUCACAGUUAAUGAUUUCCGAGAGACAUGGUGAGAAGUUGAUGAGGAAUUCCUGCAAUGGUGAAAAUAACAGCACAAGUUAUUUGAACGGUCUACCUGAUAAGUAUGGUCUCUCCAACACUCUGCAUAGAUCUGAAUCUGAAAGAGGUUUUUUGUUGAAUGGUGCUGAGGGAAGGCAAACGGCUACUGGGAUUGGAAGGGUCCGUUCUCCCGGACUGAGUGUUGCAACUCCAAGCACAACAAGAUCUCUCCCAGAUGUUAAGAAUGGUGAUAAAUGGACAUCCCAUCUGGCUGAAGUUCCUCCAACAACCCGAAGUGAUGGCUCUGGCUGUUCAUCUGUUCAACUUGCUACUCCUUUUGCCGCUCCAACUUUGAGCACUGCAGCUGGUGCUGGUUUUAAUAUGGCUGAAGCAGUGGCAAAAAGUCCUCGCAGUGUUCAGACUACUUCGCAGUUAUCUAAUGGAAAUCAGAGGCUUGAAGACCUAGCAAUUAAGCAGUCUAGGAUACUAAUUCCUGUAACUCCAUCUGCACCAAAAAUCUCGGCACUGAAUCCUUCGGAUAAGAUCAAGUCUAAGGUCACAGAGCAGCGGCAGCAGCACCAUCCCUUGUCACCAUCUCAUGUUGCAAGCAACUCUGUACGAAGUGGGGGCCUAGGGACUACUGAUGCUUUAAAGAAGUCUAGUUUUGGAAAGCUUCAUGUCCUCAAGCCGAGUCGAGAGAAGAGUAGUGUUUCUUCGGUUGUGUCUAACUGUUUAGACCCAAACCCAGAUACGAAGGGAUCAAAACCUAUGCUAUCUCCAGUUUCUACGAUGCAGAGACCACCCUACAACCCAGUUUCUCCUACUGCUGAGCCAAAGCCUUCACGAGCAGUGACCGAGAAGCGACUGUCUUCUCAAGCUCAAAGCCGAAAUGAUUUCUUCAAUCUUAUGAGGAAGAAAUCUAUGGGUGAUGCUGGUGCUGCUUCUGAUACUGCUGCCCCAGAAGUUUCAACCGAACCUACUACUCAAGCCCAAGAUGCCCCAUCAUUUGAUAAUCCUAGUGUAAUCAUGGCGGUAGACAAUACCAAUGAAGACACUGGCAAAGGCGAUGCCAUUGAUGGACAGAAACAGCUUAAGAAUGGUAAGACUCAUCCCAGUCCUGAUGCCAUUUCAGAGGAAGAGGCUGCGUUUCUGCGCUCUUUGGGUUGGGAGGAAAAUGCUGAUGAGGGUGGUCUCACUGAAGAGGAGAUCAGUACAUUCUACCGAGACCUAACAAAGUAUAUAAACUCAAAACUGCCGUUGAAAAUUUUAGGAGUACAGCCAAGACUUAUGCUGAUGCUCAACUCUUGAAUGGCGACAGUGGUAUCUCUUAUUCGCCCCGCUUGACAGGAAUUUUGUGAGUCGAUGUUUUUCCUGGUCAUUUUUGUUGCUUCAAUGACAUUAGAUGGAUCGAAGGAUGCUAAGAAUCUAAGUAGAAUAGGAAGCGGUGGUAAGAAGAGCCUUGUUUUCUAUGGACAUAAAGGUAGAAAUAAGCUUUCUAUGAUCCAAUUCUGAUUAUGGAUUUUGGUCUUCUUUUGUUCUUGAAACACAGGAUUUUGAAAUGCUAUUUCAGUUUUAUUUAGUUUAGUUGCUAAUU